Molecule: messenger RNA, 1081 nt
Organism: Saccostrea cuccullata (small rock oyster)
Lineage: Eukaryota; Metazoa; Mollusca; Bivalvia; Ostreida; Ostreidae
Product: nucleolar RNA helicase 2-like
Exons: 9
Coding region: 77-1081 (334 amino acids)
Molecular function (GO): RNA helicase activity; ATP binding; RNA binding
Source: RefSeq, a predicted model, not a curated record
AAUACACGAGGUCGGUGUACACGCAACAGAAGAGUGAAGUUUGUUUUUGAUUAAAAAUCUACAUUUUUGAGUGAAAAUGGUCAAAGUAAAGGUAGAAGAUACAGUUGAUAAACCUAUUCCAAAAGUUAAAAAGGUUAAAGAAAAAAGUACAAAAGAGAAGAAGAAGAAAGACAAGGAUGCAAAGAGUGAAGAAAAAAAGAAAAAGAAUCGGAAAGAUUCACAAAUGGAAGAAAAUGGAACUGAAGAGGUAGCCACAGUGAUCAAAGAGAAAAAGAAAUCUAAAAAAGAAAAGAAGACAGAUGGGACUUCAUCCAGGGAAAAGGACAGUGAUGUCAAAGAGAAAAAGAAAAAAUCGAAAAAAGACGAGAAAUCGGUCGUAGAAAAUGGACAUGGUGUAGAUGUGGAUAAGAUCAAAUCUGAACCGAUAGACACUGACUAUAGAACUAAUGGUGAGACUGAAAAGUGUCUGGAUGAAGCGAAAGUAAAGUCAGAGAAAACAGAGGGAGAAAUUCUAGGGGAUUUCUCAAACUUCAGAAUAUCAGAUGCCACAGUUCAAAAACUUCAAAAACAAAACAUAAAUUAUUUGUUUCCCAUACAGUACAAAACAUUUAAUCACAUAUAUGAUGGAGAGGAUGUUAUUGGUCAAGCACGUACUGGCACAGGAAAAACACUGUCCUUUGCACUGCCUCUUGUAGAAGUCUUACAGAAGAAGAGAACACAGAGAAUACGAAACUGUCCAAAGGUCAUUGUCAUGGUGCCCACAAGGGAACUGGCCAAACAGGUCUCGGAUGUGUUUGAAUCAAUUGGUGAAGGGCUGAAUGUUGCAUGCUUCUAUGGUGGAACGCCAUAUGAAAAACAAAUGAGGGCCAUCAACUCAGGAAUAGACGUCCUUGUGGGGACACCUGGUCGUAUCAAGGAUCACAUAGAGCGGGGUAACCUGGACUUUAGCCGGGUACGACACGUGGUGCUGGACGAGGUGGACAGAAUGCUGGACAUGGGAUUCGCGGAGGACGUAGAGACCAUUAUAUCGUCUGCUUACAAAUCGGUGCCUAGAAAGUUUUUAGAACUGUCCAUCAAGUGA